CUCGGUGCGAUGCCGAGAUCGUCUCGAUCCGCGCAGCUCGACGCCGAGGCCGUGCGAGAGGCCUGCGAUUGGAUCAAUGCGCUCGUGGACGACGCGGCCCUCGAGCCUGAUUCCUUCGCCGCCGGGCUCAAGUCCGGCGCCAGCCUCUGCAAGCUCAUCAACGCCAUCAAGCCGGCGACCAUCAAAAAGAUCUCCACGAGCGCCCUCAAAUUCAACGAGAUGGACAACAUCACGGCGUUCCUGCGCGCGGCCAAGGCGCUCGGCGUGCCGGAGCGGGACCUCUUCGAUACGAUCGACCUCCACGAGGAGAAGGACCUCGUCGCCGUCGUCCAGACCGUGCACGCGCUGGGGCGGACCGUGCAGACGGCGAUGCCCGACUCGGCGCUGCCGGUGCUCGGACCCAGGCUCGCGACGGCGAACCGGAGGUCGUUCACGGAGGCGCAGCUCCGCGCCGGCCUCAACGAGAUGACGUUCCAA
Molecule: messenger RNA, 477 nt
Organism: Aureococcus anophagefferens
Lineage: Eukaryota; Pelagophyceae; Pelagomonadales; Pelagomonadaceae
Exons: 1
Molecular function (GO): protein binding
Source: RefSeq, a predicted model, not a curated record